CUGUUCAGACACCGAAUUUAACAACAUUAGCAUUUAUACCCUCCUUGUCUACCGCUAUAAAUGUUGUAGCUGUGUACAGCUUCAUCCCCUCCAGUCGAUACAUGUAAAGGUGAUUCUAGAGACUUUCUAACAUGGCUUCCAAUCGUACAAAAAUUUGAUCAUCGUUCACGUCUCGGUGAGUGGUAACAUCGAGAAGGAAUGGGCAAAAUACCCUGUUGCUUCGUCUUCCUUGUGGUCCUUCUCCCGCCGCUGACACUCGCAGAGAUGGCCGAGACUCCCUCUUGGUCCUGCCCCAGCAACUCAACCUACACGGCGAACAGCACCUUCGACCACAACCUGCGCCGCACAUUGGCUUCUCUGGCAGCCAACGUUUCCCUCACCGGCUUCUACAGCGCCACCGUGGGCAAGGAACCCGACCAAGUCAUUGCUGCGGCUCAGUGCCGAGGCGACCUCGACGCCGAAGCUUGUCAGGCCUGUGUUUCCGAGUCUGCCACACAGGUCAUUCAGCGCUGCCCCAGCAACAGAGCGGCAGUCUUUACCUUCCCGGGCUGCAUCACGUACUACCGCGAUACCAACUUUGCCAUCCCUCAAUGGUUCAUGAAUUUUUCUCUCCCGGGCCCUGGAGCUAUCCCCGACCCCCAAAGAUUCAGGCCGAUACUCAUUUCCUUCUUCAACAACCUCAUAGUUUCCGCCACCACCAACCCUUCAGGACGAUUCUUUUGGGGCGACAAGUUCCAUUACACAAAAGACAUUACUGUCUACGGCAUGGCACAGUGCGUACAAUACUUGGCACCACUUGACUGUAAGUCUUGCUUAGACAAUGCCUUCAACCGAAUGCUCAAAGAUGUUGCAGGCAGACAAGGUGGUGCAACUUUUUAUAACUUGGAAUGUUCUGUAAGAUACGAGACAUAUCCCUUUUUCACUCCCUCAUCUCACAAGAUUGAACCUAGAAGUGUGAAUUUCAUCACGUCGAACUGCUCCCCACCAGCAUCUAGCGAUAUGGUUGGUACUCCCUAUCACAUAAACCUCAAGGCUCUGCUCUAUUAUCUGACAGACAAGGCAUCUAUCUCUGGCUUCUACAGCGACACCAUGGGCCUGGGCUCCAACCAAGUGUAUGGCCAAGUCUUGUGCCAAGGCGACGUCCCUGUUGACGUUUGCUGGAAUUGCACAGCCCAGGCUGCAACCAAAAUCCAAGAGCUGUGCCCCAAGAGUAGAAGCGCAAUCAUAUGGCUUGACCGCUGCCAGCUGCGCUACUCCGACGUGAACUUCGCCGGCAGGGUAGAUGUCUAUGACAGGGCAUGCCAAACAGGAUUGGGGGAUUCAUCCAACCCUGCCAACUUCACUCAGAGUUUGAGAAUCCUCAUCUCCAACCUGACCUCGCAGGCGACGGACAGCUCUUCCAGUCGCUUCUUUGCUGCUGGGGUUUCUGUGGUUGGUGAAUCAGAGAAGAUCUAUGCUAUGGUGCAGUGCGUGAGAGAUAUACCCGUGGACCGAUGUAAGUGGUGCCUGGAUAACGCGGGCUCUGAUAUUGAAGGAUGCUUUAAUGGAAAACAAGGCGGUCGGAUUCUCACCGGAAGCUGCAACCUAGCUUUUGGAGCGCAUCCCUUCUUUUUCGGCGACCCUUCAGUGGUAUCACUCCCGCAGCCCAAUAAUGGGCAUAAGCGUUGGUGGAUAUUUGUUAUCAUCAGCAUCAGUGGAGGGGUAAUCUUAGCCUCAGCCUGCGCAUUGUGCUUGGUUCGUAAGAGACAGCAGAGUUCAAGGAAGACAGAAUAUCAAGAAGCCUCUUCUGUUGAUGCUGGGAGCAUAAAAGAGAAUGAGGAUCACUGUAGUUUACCGCAAAUCAGCCUAAGGACAAUAGAAAAUGCUACAGACAAUUUUUCAGAAGAAAAUAAGCUAGGAGAAGGUGGAUAUGGCCCCGUUUAUAAGGGAAAGCUUGCCAAUGGACAAGAAGUAGCUGUGAAGAGGCUGUCUGUGACCUCUGGGCAAGGUCUAAACGAAUUCAAGAAUGAAGUUGGGUUGAUAUCCAAACUUCAACAUAGAAACCUGGUUAAGCUGAGCGGUUGCUGCUUGGAAAACGGGGAGAAGCUGCUGAUAUAUGAAUAUAUGCCCAAUGGAAGCCUCGAUGCCUUGCUGAAAGAUGCAGAAGGUCGAAUACAAUUGGAUUGGGAAAAGAGGUUCAAUAUCAUCAUUGGAAUUGCAAGGGGAAUCCUUUAUCUUCACCAAGAUUCUCGACUGAACAUCAUUCACCGGGAUCUCAAGGCUGGCAAUGUGUUGCUGGAUGAGCAACUGAAUCCAAAGAUUUCUGACUUUGGACUGGCAAGGAUUUUCAGUGGAGUUCAUGGACAAGAAACUACCAAUGUUGUUGUUGGAACAUACGGAUAUAUGGCUCCAGAGUAUGCGAUGGAUGGUGUGUUCUCUAUCAAAUCUGAUGUCUAUAGCUUUGGCAUUUUGUUGCUGGAAAUCAUCAGCGGCCAACUGAAUGCAAGUUUUAGUGCUACUCAUCAUGCUCGUAGUCUUGUCGUGCAUGCCUGGAGCUUGUGGGGUCUACAGAAAGGGGCAGAAUUCAUUGAUCCGGUCUUGAAACACACAAGUUCAACAACUGAAAUUAUAAGAUGUCUGAAAAUUGGCUUGCUUUGCAUUCAAGAAGAUGCUGCAAGCAGGCCAACCAUGUCCACUGUGGUUCUCAUGCUUGCCAACAACCCUGUGGAUAUUCCCAUGCCCGGCCAACCUGCAUUUGUCCAAGGGAAUAGCGUGGAAUCAACUGAGGAGCUUUCUGCUGGAAUGGGGUGUGGAAGUACUUUUAACAGUGCAAGAUUCAUUAAGAGAUUAAAGAUCAUAAAACUUUAUGAGAUUAAAUCAAGAAAUUUGACUUUCUCAUACUCGGAAGAAAAAGCAAAGGAGAAGUAUUCCAGCACCAUGGUGUCGACGGCCUCCCAAAGUUUAGGGAAGCUUAGGGCUUUUGUUCCUGCACAAAAGGAGGGAAGAACUCACGGGCUAGGUCUCGGCUUUCUGGUCUUGGCUUCCCAACUGGAACUGUGGGCGUGGAUUCUGCAGCUUGAGGGAUUCUUAGUAGUGAUGGCAGAAUCAGAAAAUCAAAACCCUCAAAUCUCUACUGUGAAAGCAGUAAUGAAGGAGUCAGAUCCGGCUCUCAAAAUCACCACAACACCUCUCAACGGUGGAAACUAUGUGGUGUGGGCGAAAUCAGCAAGCUUAUACCUCUGUGGAAAGUCAAAAAUCGGCUACAUCAAUGGAAAGAUUACAGCUCCUGAGAAAGACGAUCUGAGUUACGAAGAAUGGGAAGCUAACGAUCGAGUUGUAAUGUCGUGGUUGUUAAACUCAAUGGAGCCCACCAUUGCAGAGAGCUUUCUAUUCCUUGAUUCGGCCAAAGAAAUCUGGGACACCCUAGCAGAGAUCUAUGGUGAAGGCCAAAACCUAGCCAGGGUCUAUCUCCUCCAACAGGAUAUCGCACGAUUUACCAAAGGAGAGAAGCAAUUUCAUGUAUAUCUAAGCUCCUUUAAAGCGAUGUGGGAUGAACUAUCCCAAUAUCGUCCCCUCAUUCCAGAUAUGGAAGUGCUGAAACAGAGAGCUAAUGAAGAUAAAGUGUUCAAACUUCUCGCAGGAGACGUCAAGUUCAUGGAAAAUACACCCUUCUAUACUGAAACUAUACCAGAUGCUUUCAGCAAGGGGGAGAAUGACCUAAACAAUGAUCCCAUGCCUGUUAUACCUCUUCCAAUGGCAAAUGAAAAUGAUGAUGCAUUUGUAACAUUUGGUACCAGUUUGGCUGAUGAAGAAGCAAACAACAACUCCCACUUGGAUGUGGGUGUGACUGAAAGUGUUCAAAACAACAACUCCCACUUGGAUGUGGGUGUGACUGAAAGUGUUCAAAACAGAAGGCCACUGAAACUUGCAGAGAUGGCCGAGACUCCCUUUUGGUACUGCGCCAGCAACUCAACCUUCUCGACGAACAGCACCUUCGAUCACAACCUGCGCCGCGCAUUAGCUUCUCUGGUAGCCAACGUUUCCCUCACCGGCUUCUACGACGCCACCGUGGGCAAGAAACCCGACCAAGUCCUUGCGGCGGUUCUGUGCCGAGGCGACCUCGACGGGGAAGCUUGUCAGGCCUGUGUGUCUGAGUCCGCCACACAGAUCAUUCAGCGCUGCCCCAGCAACAGAGCGGCUCUCUGUGUCUUCCAGGAAUGCAUCUCGUACUACCGCGAUACCAACUUUACUAUACCUCAAUCGUUCAUGAAUUUUUCUCUCCCGGGCCCUGGAGCGAUCCCCGACCCUCAAAGAUUCAGGCCCAUACUCAUUCCCUUCUUCAACAACCUCAUCGUUUCCGCCACCACCAACCGCUCAGGACGCUUCUUCUGGGGCGACAAAUACGAGACAUAUCCCUUUUUCACUCCCUCAUCUCACAAAAUUGACUCUAGCAGUGUGAAUUUCAUCACAUCGAACUGCUCCCCACCAGCAUCUAGCGACAUGGUCGGUACCCCCUAUCACAUAAACCUCAAGGCUCUGCUCUACUAUCUGACAGACAAGGCACCUAUCUCUGGCUUCUACAGCGACACCAUGGGCCUGGGCUCCAACCAAGUGCGACGCAGAGCUCUUCCAGUCGCUUCUUUGCUGCGGGGGUUUCUGUGCUUGCGGAAUCACAGAGGAUCUAUGCUAUGGUGCAGUGACCGAUGUAAGUGGUGCUUGGAUAACGCCGCCUCUGAUAUUGAAGGAUGCUUUAAUGGAAAACAAGGUGCUCGGAUUGUCACCGGAAGCUGCAACCUAGCUUUUGGGGCGCAGCCCUUCUUUUUCAGCGAUCCGACGGUGGUAUCACUCCCCCAGACCAAUCAUGGGCAUAAGCGCUGGUGGAUAUUUGUUAUCAUCAGCAUCAUUGGAGGGGUAAUCUUAGCAUCAGCCUUCGCAUUGUGCUUAGUUCGGAGGAGACAGCAAAGUUCAAGAAAGAUAGAAUACAAAGAAGCCUCUUCGGUCGAUGCUGGGAGCGUAAAAGAGAAUGAGGAUGACUGUAGUUUACCGCAAAUCAGCCUAAGGACAAUAGAAAAUGCUACAGACAAUUUUUCAGAAGAAAAUAAGCUUGGAGAAGGUGGAUAUGGCCCUGUUUAUAAGGGAAAGCUUCCCAAUGGACAAGAAGUAGCUGUGAAGAGGCUGUCAGUAACCUCUGGGCAAGGUCUAAAGGAAUUCAAGAAUGAAGUUGGGUUGAUUGCCAAACUUCAACAUAAAAACCUGGUUAAGCUGAGCGGUUGCUGCUUGGAAAACGGGGAGAAGCUGCUGAUAUAUGAAUAUAUGCCCAAUGGAAGCCUCGAUGCCCUGCUGAAAGAUGCAGAAGGUCGAAUACAAUUGGCUUGGGAAAAGAGGUUCAAUAUCAUCAUUGGAAUUGCAAGGGGAAUCCUUUAUCUUCACCAAGACUCUCGACUCAACAUCAUUCACCGGGAUCUCAAGGCUGGCAACGUGUUGCUGGAUGAGCAACUGAAUCCUAAGAUUUCUGACUUUGGACUGGCAAGGAUUUUCAGUGGAGUUCAUGGACAAGCAACUACCAGUGUUGUUGUUGGAACAUACGGAUAUAUGGCUCCAGAGUAUGCGAUGGAUGGUGUGUUCUCUAUCAAAUCUGAUGUCUAUAGCUUUGGCAUUUUGUUGCUGGAAAUCAUCAGCGGCCAACUGAAUGCACGUUUUAAUUCUACUCAUCAAGCUCGUAGUCUUGUCGUGCAUGCCUGGAACUUGUGGUGUGGACAGAAAGUGUCAGAAUUCAUUGAUCCGGUCCUGAAACAUGCAAGUUCAACAACUGAAAUUAUAAGAUGUCUGCAAAUUGGCUUGCUCUGCAUUCAAGAAGAUGCUGCAAGCAGGCCAACCAUGUCAACUGUGGUUCUCAUGCUUGGCAACAACCCUGUGGUUCUUCCCAAGCCCGGCCAACCUGCAUUUCUCCAGAUGAAUGGCGUGGAUUCAACUCAGGAACUUUCUGCUGGAAUGGGGUCUGGAAGUACUUUUAACAGUGCAAGGUAAAGGUACCAAACAUUUUGUAUGAAUAAAGUGGUUGUGAUGCGUAUGCUUAAGCAUCUUGAGGCAUGUCAUGGUUGUGCGAGAUGUUGCAUCACGUUCUUGUGUUGAUCAAUAAAGCUUUUUAUUUACAAUGUGACAA
Messenger RNA from Nymphaea colorata (pocket water lily), 6142 nucleotides. RefSeq lists its product as uncharacterized. Gene Ontology annotation, biological process: protein phosphorylation. The record is from RefSeq and is a predicted model, not a curated record. The coding region runs from base 199 to 6006 and encodes 1935 amino acids. Lineage: Eukaryota; Viridiplantae; Streptophyta; Magnoliopsida; Nymphaeales; Nymphaeaceae. Gene Ontology annotation, molecular function: ATP binding; protein kinase activity. The transcript is spliced from 19 exons.